Messenger RNA from Rangifer tarandus platyrhynchus (Svalbard reindeer), 1077 nucleotides. Lineage: Eukaryota; Metazoa; Chordata; Mammalia; Artiodactyla; Cervidae. The record is from the annotation of a GenBank genome assembly.
AUGGGAACUACGCCCGCCAGCCGAACCACAGAGCCCGUGCCCCCUGAAAGCGUGAAACCCCAGCUGGGUGCUCCACGCGACACCAGCAGCAGGGGGACCACACACAGACAGGGCUGCAGCAAACCCACACAGGGGCCCCCAGUGACCCUGGACUUGGCCAGUCCGCUCACUUCAGCCAAACGGGACAGUGCAGAGGGCACUUGCUCCCUCUUGCUCUUCUCGGGGACCCUGGGACCUCCCAGUGACCAGGCCAGGCUGGCCUGCCGGGGGGGUGGUGAGAAAUGGAUGAUGCAGUUACCGCCCACCCCCAGCCAAGAGCUAGCCCACCCUAGAGACGCGCGGGAGGAGGCGCACCGCGGUCCAGCAGCCUCCGAAUUCCGGCGGCGAGGUCCACCCCGUCCCCGGCACCUUCCGAACACUGGGGCCAGGUCCACCUCGGCCCCCCACCCUCCGAUCAGAGGCGGCAAGACCCUCCACCAGGAUCAUACCUGCUCGCAAAAUCCAGUGGCCCCAACUCAGGCGGCGAGUGCGCGGUCGCGGUCUCCAGGCGCCCCCGGCGCUCCGGACACCUUGCGGAGGCGCCAGGGCCACGGCGCUGCGCGGACGGAGCUGCCCGGCAGCCGGGGAGGGAUGCCCGGGCGAAAGUUGCCAGGGAAACUUGAGCAACUCGAGCGCGCCAGUGCCAGCCUCCUGCAUAAUUCACGGGCGGCGGAGCAAGGGGGGCCACUCACCUGCCUCAGUCGGGCCCCCCAACCCGGCUGGGGCUCGCGGCGGGCAGAGGCCAGGCAUCUGGCGGGGGCUCGGCUCGACCCCAGGGGCCCCGGGGUCCAUCCACGACUCCCGGGCCUGCGCCAGGUGCACCGGCCCCGGCCUCGCCGAGCCCGCUGCUCCAGCCGCGCGCACCUGGAUGGGGGCUCUGGGAGCCGGUGCGGGGCCGGGGUAGCCGACGCAGGGUCUCCGGGGACCUUGCGACCGCGACACGGGUCCCCGCCCCCCGCGCGCCCUCUGGCGGCCCCGUGCCAGUUCCACCGCCAGGCAUGCGGGCCCAGGUACCCGCGCCAGUGGGCGGCGACCUAA